UGUUAUGUUUUAUUUCAUCCGUCUUCAUCUAUUUCUUUAUGGAUCUUCAGGUGGCUGCUAGAAUACUUCAAGAUACAGCUACCGGAAGACAUCACAGUUCACAUGGGCUUAGUGGAGCGCGUAGGCUGCGAGAUGCUAUCGUCCUUGGCUAUCAGCUUCAAAGAAUUACUGGGAAAGAUAUUGCUAUUCCUGAAUGGUAUUCACUUGCGCAAAAUGAACUUAGUUCACGCACUCAAUUGGCAAAUAAGGAAGUUCUCGAUAUUGGCAGUCUUACGAGACAAAGUGAUUACUUUACAAUUCUUCAUGGAGAUCAUCAAGGGCUCCCGGACACAAUUGGUUUCUUGAAGAGCUUGGCUGAAAUGGAGUCCUCAGGUCGUCCUCAAAAUAAUAACAAGCUCCAAACACGCGACUAUCUGGCUGCUUCGGCAAUGUUCAAUUGGGAGGAAGAAAUUUUUGUUUCAAGAGCACCCGGAAGAUUGGACGUAAUGGGAGGAAUUGCUGACUAUUCUGGUAGUUUAGUACUACAAAUGCCUACCAGAGAGUCAUGCCAUGUCGCAAUUCAGAGAAACCAUCCAAGCAAGCACAAAUUGUGGAAACAUGCUCAGGCAAGGCAGCCCAAGGAAGGACCAACUGCUGUUCUUCAAAUUGUAUCACUUGGCUCAGAAUUAGGUAAUCGUGGACCAACUUUUGAUAUGGACCUUUCUGAUUUUGUGGAGGAUGGACGGCCAAUUACAUAUGAGAAAGCAUACAAUUAUUUUGCCCGAGACCCAGCCCAGAAGUGGGCAGCGUAUGUUGCUGGGACAAUUCUGGUACUGAUGACUGAAUUAGGCAUCCGUUUUGAGGAUAGCAUUAGCAUUCUGGUAAGUUCUGGUGUUCCUGAGGGCAAAGGUGUAUCUUCUUCUGCUGCAAUAGAAGUGGCCAGCAUGACUGCUGUUGCUGCUGCUCAUGGAUUGAACAUUGACCCCAGACAUCUGGCUCUGCUUUGCCAAAAGGUGGAGAAUCAUAUUGUUGGAGCUCCUUGCGGAGUGAUGGAUCAGAUGGCCUCUGCAUGUGGAGAGGCCAACAAGCUUCUUGCUAUGGUGUGUCAGCCUGCUGAGGUUCUAGGACUUGUUGACAUACCACCCACCAUUCGAUUUUGGGGAAUUGAUUCUGGAAUACGACACAGUGUUGGUGGUUCAGAUUACAAAUCUGUUAGGGUUGGUGCAUUUAUGGGUAAGAAGAUAAUAAAGUCCUCUGCGUCUGUGGAGUUGUGCUCCUCCUUGUCAAACAUUUCCACUCAGCAAAUCAACAAGUCCAACCCUGACGAUGCUGAUGAAGAUGGAAAGGAUCUGCUUGAAACAGAGGCUUCUCUGGAUUACCUUUGCAACCUCUCAGCUCAUAGAUAUGAGGCAUCUUAUGCAACUAGACUUCCAGAGUCUUUAUCUGGACAAGAAUUUGUGGAGAAGUAUCUUGAUCAUGAUGAUUCUGUAACUACAAUUGACAAAGAACGCAAUUAUGCUGUGAGAGCACCCACUAGGCAUCCCAUCUAUGAAAACUUCCGAGUCAAGGCUUUCAAAGCAUUAUUAUCAGCUACACCUUCCAAUUAUCAACUAUCUGCUCUUGGAGAGUUAAUGUAUCAGUGCCAUUUCAGCUACAGUGCUUGUGGUCUUGCGUCAAAUGGGACUGAUAGGCUGGUUAACUUGGUACAAGAAAUGCAGCACUCUAAAUCGUCAGAAUCUGAAGGUGGGACUUUAUUUGGGGCAAAGAUAACAGGUGGAGGUUCUGGUGGAACUGUUUGUGUUAUUGGGAGGAACUGUUUAAGAAGCAACCAACAACUUGUUGAGAUUCAGCAGAGAUACAAAACUGCCACUGGAUUCUCACCAUAUGUGUUUGAAGGUUCUUCACCUGGAGCUGCAAAAUUUGGUCACCUCCAAAUACGCCUUCGAAAGAGUAGACAGACUUGAAGGCAAAGUGUAGGAGUCCUAGCAGUGGAAACGUUUGCGCGACACAAAGCAUUGAGCUCAAUGUAUCAAUGAAUUUUCAUUUUUCUGAAACAAUAUUUGCUUAGACAUUGAUCAUAAAGUAUGUUUAUGCAACAACUCAAUCUUAUAAUUUGAUCAAGUAUGGCUUUUUGCCUCUUUUCUGGUU
This is a messenger RNA of Solanum pennellii, 2127 nucleotides long. Its product is annotated as L-arabinokinase-like. Gene Ontology annotation, biological process: galactose metabolic process. Gene Ontology annotation, cellular component: cytosol. The coding region runs from base 39 to 1943 and encodes 634 amino acids. Gene Ontology annotation, molecular function: ATP binding; galactokinase activity; L-arabinokinase activity. The transcript is spliced from 16 exons. The record is from RefSeq and is a predicted model, not a curated record. Lineage: Eukaryota; Viridiplantae; Streptophyta; Magnoliopsida; Solanales; Solanaceae.